AAAAAAACCUAAACUCGCGGUUAAAAAAAACAUAACCUCAGCCAUCUUUGUUUUUCUGUUUAGUUUACUGACGACCCCAUGAUUUCUGGGAUAUUGUUGGCUGCGUAUAGGCUACUCAGAUGCAGCAUAUGUUUUGGGGGUUUUGUCAGCUGCACGAGUAGGCGCCCACAAAUUGGAAUAGCCUACAGCAUGCAGCAGUGACGUAAGCGGCCGACAAAUGCAUCCCUACGUCGGCUGCAACCCUUGAAUUGAGAAACUGUCAUGUAAACAUUAGCACAAAGUAUCGAUGGCUGAAUUUGAUUGGAUUAGAAAGGCACCUGCUGCCUUCAGAGCUGAGGUAGGGUUGCCAAAURUCCCAUAAUAGCUGGAAUGUCCCAUAUUUUAGGCCAAAUUGAAGUGUCCUGUACUGGACAGUCAUUCUCCAGACGGCAGUAAUAAGACUUCAAUACAGGCAGCCAUUUGCAGGUAGACAUUUGUCUAGCACCCCAAACUCUAGGGGGUCCCCGCGGGACAUACAAAGUACUCAUCUCCAUCUCCAUCUUCUGCUGCUUAUCCAUAGUCGAGUCAUGGAGGCAACAGGUACAGGAGAGAAACCCAGACAUCCCUCUUCCCAGCGGCAAUUUCCAGCUUAUCCAGGGGGACUCCAAGGCGUUUCCAGGCCAGAGAGGAUACAUAAUCCCAUGUUUGGGUUUUUCUGUGCYUGUUGCCUCAGCAGCCUGAUCUUGGACAAGCAGAUGAAAACGGAUGGAUGGGUGAACAGAUCAUGUUCUGGACAAUUCAAGGCCUCUAGAUCUCAAAACAAACACUAAGCUUCCUGACACGCGUGUCUAUACUGUAGUACAAAACAAAAUAAGCCAUAUACUAUAUUGUAGACAUCUUGUCCAUUUUUUAAAGACAUAUUUGUCAGCUCAGAGAAAAUAUCAAGGAACAGAAUGGUCAAAAGAACUGUUUCACAUUCCAAGCUUUUUAUACCAGAAUGUAUUUUGUGAGUCCUUUAAAUUAAUCAGUCUGCAACACCUUAUCUGCCUACUGACAGCAAAAUCAAAUCUGUGUUGAAAACAAUGUUAUUUUGAACAUUCAAUCGUUGUGUGGCUGUUUUUAAAGGACUCAACUUGCAGGUUUAAUUUCACUUCAGGUUUGCAGUCCUUUUCUUCCGUCCUGCGAGAAACUCUUAUCUACUUGUUCUCACAAAUKCAACUCUGGGAAAAUAACAUUUGGCUUCAACUGCAAACAAAGCUGGAAGGAUUCUCAAAACAGCAUCACAAGUGCAGGAACACGUCUGUUUUCUUCCUUAGAGCAUCUAAAUAUAGAAAUACUGUAAUCAUUGAUUGUUAGGUGUAAUGUGUGUCCGCACUUCUGUGCAGACAGUCCAAGUCUUAUGUAAUAAAUAUUUAAAAGGCAUUUGUUCAUAGCAUAUUGAAUUAUCAGAAAACUAAUAUACUUAACAACAAGAAUGUGGUGUUAGAUGUAUAGUGUUAGACUGGUAUGAGGGAACUAAAUAUUAAAAUACAAGCUAAACACAAGACGUUUUCAGCAUGUUUUGCUUUAAAAUCAUUAACGCUAUCUGGUUUUUGGUUUGUUUACUCUGAAAGCGCAAUUAUUGCUGUGCAGAAAUGUUCAGUUUUCAAAAGGAUCAGACUCUGAUCCACAUAUAAACACCACAAAUCCCACUUGUCAGUGUGUGCAGUAUUAAGGAUAGAUGUUUGAAAUGCUGGAAACCGGAGUAGUGGUGAGUGAAAAGGAAGCUGAAAAUAAGCUUUUACACCUUGAGAUGUUAAUCCUCAUGUUUUUGACAAGUUGAUAAUUACAGUGUUCUUUUGUAACAGGAGUGCUGAUUGCUCUGAUCAUCUUUAAGAUUUUGUACCAAGCAUGGCUUUAAAAAAAUCCUGUAGCACAAGUAUACCUUUAUGUUUCCUUCGUACACUUUAGGUUAAUUACUUUUUUAAUGCUAACUUUCUUUGACUGUCCAUCAACGGAGAUAUAUUUAUCUUCCUAAACAUACGGUUUUUUUGUAUUGUAUAUCUGAACCAACUUUAGUUGAAAAUAAUAGAACUUAAGCACACAAAGAGACUCCUCAAACCGUCUUUAAGGCAGAAGUGUGUUCAGCUUGUUUCUGGACUAAGAGAACCUUUUGAUGUAAGAGUCGUAUAUUCUGAUUCCAGCAUUCUAUUUAUGGGGGGGAAAGGUGUUUGUGCAACCACAAAACUGACCCAGCCGAGGUGAAUUAUGGGUUAAAAAACAUGUGUCUGUGAGGCAAUGAGCACCAAAAAAAAAACUGUUAAGAUUUGAAAACUAAGCUCAUUUGCAAAAAUAUCUGGCUUUAAAUCAGGCUUAAAGUGGGUUUUAGACAAAGUCCUGACCAGCCAUGAUGCCAUACUGCUUUCGUCUUCAGAGGCUCAGACUACAGAGCCGUGUCGUGUUAGCUUCCUCCCCUCCCCCUCUCGUCUGCAGUGCUGACGCAUUUGCUGCUUUUGCAUCAAUCUGCAGCCUCUAUAUAGGUAGAGCAGAGUCCCUGCUGAGAGCAGGAUCACUCAGUCAGAGCCAUAAAAAAGAAAAAAAAAAGCACCGAUGAACAUCUGUACUGUGACCGCUGUGCUGCCGGUGCCAACUCCUCUUUGCUUUUGCUUUACCUAACAACAGUCACUGCAUAAGCAUGGGCGAAGUGCUCCGGUGUUAUCUGCUGCUGCCCGGGCAGAGAGUGUGCGCACAAGCUUGAAACAGAUGGUGCGCUGUUAUGUAUCGAAGGUGCACAUUCACUCUGAGUGUAAUGGUUUUAUUUAAAGGCGAGACGUUUUCCUGCCACGGUCAACGUGGAACUGCAUCUGGCUCGUGCAGUGCAGGAGAGAUUUAACACCGCAUCCGUUGUACAGCACAAGACUCCUCGUUUUAUGCACUGAUAGCAAUGCAGCUGAGCGUUUUCUCUUGACUGUGGAAUCAAGCCGGAGUGUGAUGCAGAGCCUCCACGUAGUCCUUUGCGAUGUUUAAUAAAAGUUGCCGUUUCCUGCUCAGCGGCUCCGGAAUGAAAAAGCGUCAUUUGCCCAGCUAGUGCACAAGGCAGGAGCCAUGCUCUGGUGUAGCUACGUCCUGCAUAAACUGCGAGUUGUUCCAGUGGCUGUGCGGUGCCUGUAGGACAGAAGAUGGACAGUCAGAGGAGGGCAGGGCAGYUGAAUCCCAGGACCUGGGCUGCAUGGUGAGAAGCGAUGGAUGCUGAAGCUGGAGUCCUCUGCACGCUGAGAGGGAGGGAGAGGAAGAAAGACGUCAGAAAAAAAAGAGCUCUGCUUCUCACAACACCACUGUUCAGCGACCCUCGUAAAAACAAAACAAAAAAAAAAACGAAAACUACUUUCGCCUUGCUCUUUCGAAACUGUUUUUCAUAUUUAGUUGGGUCUAUGGGCGGUAAAGAGAGGGAAUACUGCAUGACAAUGUUUCCUGUUUGCUGCGCAUCAUUUUCUCAGAUUUACUAAGAUGACUGCAGUGUCCUUAUACAUCAGAACCUGAUGGAUAGCACCCACCCUCACGCAGUGUUGAGCAAGCUCAAUGAGCAGCGCUCCCAAGGCCUGUUCUGUGAUGUCACCAUUGUGGUGGAGGACGUUAAGUUUCGGGCCCACAAGAACAUCCUCGCAGCAUGCAGUGGAUACUUCAAAAAUGCUCUGACAAGUUCCGACAAAUGCAGCUCCAGCCAAGUGCUGGAGCUGAUGGACCUGAGGUCUGAGGUGUUUGCUGACAUCCUUAACUUUAUAUACUGCUCAAAGGUGACAUCACUCUGUGCUGAUGACAUACGGGGGCUUGUAGCAGCAGGAAAAAGACUUGGAAUUCCUUUUUUAGAGAGGCUUACAGAGGAGAAGCAGGAUGAGUGUGUGGCGUCAACAGAACUUUGCACAGUUCUUGGGUCCAGACAAACGAAGAAGGAAGUUUCCAGGCCUGAAGAGACAGACGGUACCAGAGGGCCUCGCAUUACUAAUGCCUUCUCUAUCAAUGAAGUGAGUCUUGGCAACAAUCCCUUCACCUCUUUAGUUCAAACCAAUGAUGAGCAGCAGUUGCCAGAUGUGGGACAGCUACCAUCAAACCUUUCCACAGCAUUCUGCAUCAACGGGAGCAAUGAGCCAAACCACACCCUCUUCGAACACUCGUAUGCGGUAAGCAAAUCCACUGAAGGCAAAGAUGGGAGUCAAUGGGACAACAAUAAGUUCUACAAGCCUUCUUUACAGUCAAAGCAACUGAUUUACAGGAAUUCAGGCCCCCUCAAAAAACGCCAUAGACUGAGAGGUAUUUUGGGUAGAAGUCUACUUUCAAAGCCUGCAGAACUGCAAACCGAUAAAUUAAACACAGCAACGCCAUUAUCCACAGGUGGUUCAGAGGCACCUACCACCAUUAUGAUACCACCUUCCCUUCUUUCAGAGGCAGAAACAGAAAAACAAAUUAACACGGGGCUAUCUGCAGCCACCGAUGAAGUGAAUAUGGAGCUAGGGCCACCAUCGCUUUCUCCUCACACCGAGGACAGCGUUGCAAUCUACAGCUGUGAGCAGUGCCCAGAGAUAUUUCCAAAUGAUGCUCUACUCACCAUUCAUGCAGAGGUGCAUAAAAAACAUUUUGUUAGUCAUUUGUUUUGCAAAUUUUGCAGCAGAAAAUUCAUACACCUCAAGCGACUACACAACCAUGAGCAGGUUUGUCCAUCUGCUUUGAGAGGCUCACCUAAGCUAGAUCCCAGGGAUAUAUCAGCCAAAGACGUGUACCAAGGUUCAGAGGAUGAGUUGGAUGUGGAGAGCAUUGACACACUUCCUUCCGCGGAUUUCUCCAACUCUUUCGUGUCAGAAUCUGAUGAACCUGUUCAAUCGGAGCAUCGACAAUUUGAAAAGGCAGUGAAGCCAGGUGUUGGUCAGAGGAGAUACAACUGCAGUGUGUGUAAACGGGUUUAUGUUACCCUAUCCAGCCUGAAGCGGCACGAGAAUGUACAUUCUUGGCAGAGGGCCUACCCUUGUCAUUAUUGUAAUAAAGUGUUUGCCUUGGCAGAGUAUCGCACAAAGCACGAAAUCUGGCACACAGGUGAGAGACGCUAUCAGUGUAUUUUCUGCCUGGAGACGUUCAUGACAUAUUAUAUCUUGAAAAACCAUCAGAAGUCCUUUCAUGGCAUUGAUCCAAACCUAUCUGUUAAGAAAAAAUCUGCCAAUGGUGGGCUGAAAGCUAGUGUUUAUCCAAUCAAGCUCUACAGGCUUCUUCCCAUGAAGUUUAGAAAAAGACAAUACAAGACAUACAGUCAGAUGUAUUCAGAACAUUGUGAAAGAAGUGAUCCGUCCUCUCUAGACAACAGUUCACUUAUUCCUCCCUUUGAAGAAAAUGGUCUCACGUGUCACACUGACACAACUUCCUUUCCUCUUACAUUCAUGGCGACGACAAAAAUUGUCUCCCCUGUCAUACCACGCAUCUGCUUCAACAAGCCAAGUGACCAUGAUACGGACCAAAGUUUGAACAGUGCAUCAGAAACGCAGAGAAGCAAUAGACAAGAGGUUGAAAACAGGGAUCCAUCCACUGAUAACUGUGACAGCAUCUUUUCUGUGCAGCCCAAUUCUGAAUUGUCUGCAGUUUUCAACAAUGAUCCACCAAUAAUAAUUAAUUCAGACAACAUUGGUCAUGAUGCAUCGUUUCUAAAUUCCUUGAGUACUGUUAAGAGGUUAGGUGAGCUGUCAGCUUCUGCCAAAAGAGUUGAGGAGAUGACCAAGGAGAUUCUUCAGUCAAGCGCAGAGAAUCCAAUGUGUGAUAAAGUUGUGGAGACAUAUAUUGCCAAGCCUGCAUGCCAGGGUCCAUCCCUGGAAAAUGAUCCCAUGCCUCUGUGUCAGAUUACGGUGAAGAUAGGCAAUGAAGCCAUCAUUCGCCGUCAGAUCAAAGGGUCAAAGCUAUUCCCAAGGAAGAAAAGGAGAACAAGAAAAGCAAGUGGAGAGCAGAGUCUAAGUCAAAGCUCUCCAACGAGGGAAAACUCGGAGAGCCCUAGACUUCGCUUCAGACCAGAAAUCGCUGCCUUCACUGGUCCAGAGACGUACGAUGACCCCAACGACACAGCCGAUGAGCUUUGGCGUCCCUACUAUUCUUACAAAGCUAAAAAGAAACGAAACAAGCUCAAAUACAAACACAGCAGGCCUAUGUUUCACCAGUAUCCUGAACCAUCUGCAGACAGAACUUCUGUCAGUGAGGCCCACCUUGAUAAAACUUAUUUUCAAGCCGAGGAGAGGAACUUAGGCAAUGGUGAAGGGGUGAAACAUAGUCUUGGCAGGAACCUCAGCCCAAGGGCCACCUACAAUUGUGACAUCUGUGACAGCUCUUUUAUCACAGAGACGGGACUGAGAGCUCACGUAAUUGGUUCCCAUCCAUAUUUCUGCCGGAUCUGUGGUAAACAAGGUCCUUCUGGUGAGGCACCAGUCAGUGGUGAUUACAUCUGUAAAAGCUGCAUGGAAAAUGGCUCCUGUUUUGACAACACACCCCGAAGCCCCAACCCAGAGAAGAAAUACCGCUGCUCCUAUUGUCCCCAGCGUUUUCUGUAUCUCGCCACAAAGAGAAGCCAUGAGAAAAAACACCAGGCAGAAAACAAGGAAAGUUACAAAUACGACAAUAAAGAAGGUGCCACUAAAAUGAAGGACAGCGAUGAUCAGGAGGACAAAAACAUCAAAUCUGAGAGCAUGGAAGGAGAAUAUUUUUCAUCUGAUAAUGCACUUAAAAACAAGGAUGCAAAUGACUUUAUGUCUUUAACUGCUUACCAAGAUAUCUCAAAAUCCAACAUUAAAAGACCACUGUCCCCCUGCUCUGACUCACUGCCUUCUCUCACAUCCUCAAAAGUCAAGCAUAAAAUUGUAAAAAGGAGGAUCAACGUGCAUCAUUCUAUGCAUCUCCUUUCAAAAAAGCAAGUCUACAACAGAGACAAUGACAGCAAAAAGAGUAUGUUGACAGGACAUGGAUAUAGAACACACAGUCAUGAAAAGGCCAGUAAACAGUUAGGGAGGAAUGAUUCUGAGUCAAACAGUGCACACAUUUCUGUUCACAAGCCAGAGAAAUGGGUGUGCAAAGAAGAGCCCUUUUUCUAACAUGACUGAGGACUGAAACCAUUUGUAGGAAAAAAAAUCUGAAGUUGUUGCUUUUGUUAAAAAGGCCAAUUCUUUAAAACAGACAAUGCAAAGUAUAAGAAUGUAACAUCAGUAGUCUUUAAAUUCUUCCUUACUGAACUCCAAUUAAGGACACAGUGAUUUUAUCUUUUUUUUCCAUAUACAUAGAAGGUAGUUUUUGUAUUAUAGGACUUAUUGACACAAACUGUAUUUUGUCCUUAGUCUAUGCAUGUAUGGCAGAGUCCGUAACUCAUGGUAAUGUUUUUAACACUGUGCAAUAACAAAUCAACAGUUCCAAUGCAGAAAAGUGACCUAUUGUUGGCAUAUCUUCCCUUUUUAUUAAAAAUGUAAAAAAAAUUGUUAAAUAUGGGCAAAACAAUAGAAAUUCUCUGCUGACACAUUGUUGAAUCUCCUGUUCUGUUUGCACUUUAUAUGUACACUAUGCUGAUUUGUUCUUUAAUACUUUGAUCAUUCAAUUUUUAUUCUAAGCACCACUGAUGUUUGAAUUUCUAUUAUUAAUACACAGAACCACUGAGUGGAUAUUAAUUCCUUUUUUUGUGUUUAUUAUGUUUAAAACAUGUAAAAGUAUUCAAAUAAAUAUUAUUGAUAUUAUGAA
Molecule: messenger RNA, 7704 nt
Organism: Austrofundulus limnaeus
Lineage: Eukaryota; Metazoa; Chordata; Actinopteri; Cyprinodontiformes; Rivulidae
Gene: zbtb38
Product: zinc finger and BTB domain containing 38
Exons: 2
Coding region: 3498-7070 (1190 amino acids)
Biological process (GO): regulation of transcription by RNA polymerase II
Cellular component (GO): nucleus
Molecular function (GO): DNA-binding transcription factor activity, RNA polymerase II-specific; protein binding
Source: RefSeq, a predicted model, not a curated record